Molecule: messenger RNA, 2028 nt
Organism: Drosophila hydei
Lineage: Eukaryota; Metazoa; Arthropoda; Insecta; Diptera; Drosophilidae
Product: putative odorant receptor 69a
Exons: 4
Coding region: 832-2028 (398 amino acids)
Biological process (GO): detection of chemical stimulus involved in sensory perception of smell; sensory perception of smell
Cellular component (GO): plasma membrane
Molecular function (GO): olfactory receptor activity; odorant binding
Source: RefSeq, a predicted model, not a curated record
UCGACAUGACAGCAACAAUUGUUUUCGAUAGCUAUCAAUAGGAAAAUGUCAAAUGAAUUUCCAGUGGAAUUGUCGAUCAAGCAGAACUCGUUAGAAGGAAGCAGCGGUUUGGUAAAAUAGACGCUAACUCUGUCAAUCAAUAAAAACAAUUUAAAAGCAAUCAAAGUUUAAUUACCACAACAAGCAAACGGCGAGAGGUGACGCGCAGCAAAAAAAAAACAACAGAAAACAAUAAACACUAACGAAUUCACAAGGAUAAAGAAACACAAUAACUGAAGCAUAAAGCGAAAGGGCCAAGCCAAGGAAUGCUCAUAGACACAGACACUCCCGUCAGCCAACACACAGACUUACCAUAUGAGGCGCGACCGUACAAACCACAUAAAUAUAAAAGCGACAAUCAGAAAGUUGCGGUGGGACGUUGCAAAAAGAAAAAAGAAGAAACAACCGAAAGGAGGCAGCCAUAAAAACAGGAAUGGCCAUAAACAAAGAAAUAAACAAGGCAUCAAGCGCCUUGACUAAAAGUUCAUGCAAAUGGGACAAGUUGCGAAAACCUAAAUGGUUUUUUGUGAGAAUUGAUGAGCAGCGAAGGUACCACGGCUACUUGUGUCAGUCGUAAAUCCAAUCGAUCAGAUGCUUAUUCCCAGGAGCUCAUUAAAUAGUGUCGUUUCUUUUUUUAUUGCCCGGAACCUAAGCAAAUUGCUCAAUAUCAAAGCCGAGAAAAUUGUUUAAUGAGUACUUUGAUUACUCGCCAAAUGCCGCAGUCCCACAUCAGAAGCUAUAAAAGCGGGCGCUAACUGGACAGCCUGGCAAUAACCUUUAGAUUCGUUCAACAUGCAGCUGCAGGAUUUCAUGCACUAUCCGAGCAUUGGCUGUCGAUUGGUUAUGAUGCGGCGCUAUGAGUGGAAUGGCAGCCAAAUGCCUCGUGUUCAUCAGACGUUGUUUCAGCGUCUGUGGUUUCAAUUUGGCGCACUGAAUCUAAUCUAUCAGAACGUGGGCAUGGUCAUCUAUCUGUUCCUGGCCGAGGCACCGGACGAGCAGUUGGGCGCGUAUGUGGCACAAAUUUCAGAAACAUGCAGCGUGAUGGGCCUCACGUUGGUAGGUGCCUGCAAUAUGUGGAUGCUGAUGCACCAUCGCAGCGAUAUAGAGUCCAUACUAUCCGAGCUGCAGCAGCUGUAUCCCGCGCAGGAUAAUCAUAGCCGAAUCUAUCGCAUUGCCCAUUACUAUGAAAAGUCGACGCGCCUAAUGAGAUACACAGCCAUCUUCUUCAUCUCCGCCUACGCCUACUACAAUGCACUGCCCGUGGUGGAGCUGCUGUAUGAGCUGCUCUCCGAAUCGCAGCAUGUCAGAUACAAAUACCAGAGCAAUACUUGGUAUCCCUGGCUACUAAUGUCCGAUCCGCGCUCAUCAGCAAGCUUUAUGACAGCAUAUCUCUGCCAGGCCAUCUCGUCGCUGGUGGGCGUCGCAUUCAUCAUGGCGAGCCAGUUCUUGCUUUGCUUUUUCAUUACGCAAAUGCAGCUGCAUUUCGAUGCUCUGGCCAAUGGCCUUCGCUACCUAGAUGCUAGUCAGCCCGGUGCUAAUGAACAACUGAAGACGUUGAUUUCCUAUCAUAGUCGCUUGCUGUGCAUUGCUAACAGAAUCAAUCAAAUCUUCAACUUUACGUUCCUGAUCAACUUUACAACAUCGACCAUUGCCAUUUGCCUGAUGGGCUUUGCCAUGGUCAUGAUUAGUCUGGCCUCAACCUUUAAAUACUCUGUCGGGCUGCUUUCAUUCUUGGUAUUUACACUUUUCAUCUGCUACAAUGGCACCGAGUUCACUUCUGCGAGCGACAAACUUUUGCCGGCUGCCUUUUACAACAAUUGGUACGAAGGUGAUUUGGUCUACAGGAAGAUGCUGCUCUUCUUUAUGAUGCGCUCCUGUGAGUCGCAAGUGCUGCGCGCUUACAAAUUUACGCCCGUUUCCAUGGCUACCUAUAUGGCCAUCUUAAAGUUUUCGUAUCAGCUGUUUACCUUUGUGCGUGCGAUGAUAUAG